Molecule: messenger RNA, 1473 nt
Organism: Sclerotinia borealis F-4128
Lineage: Eukaryota; Fungi; Ascomycota; Leotiomycetes; Helotiales; Sclerotiniaceae
Source: the annotation of a GenBank genome assembly
AUGUGUCCUUCCUGCGAACCUGAGCAGGCCUUAAAUACCAUUGCCGAACAUGCUAAUGGCAAUGGCUCUACUUCCAAUGGAUCAAACGCAUCUCACCCAGGAUAUACAGCAAUUCAGACCAAGAAGAACCCACAUCCACCAAAGAGAGAUAACCCAUAUCAACCAGUCGGUGACUUUCUUAGCAAUAUCUCAAGUUUCAAGAUCAUCGAAAGUACAUUGAGAGAAGGUGAACAAUUCGCCAAUGCUUUCUUUGAUACCGAGAAGAAGAUUGAGAUCGCCAAGGCUUUGGAUGAUUUUGGUGUUGAUUAUAUUGAAUUGACUUCACCAGCUGCUUCAGAACAAUCAAGAGCUGAUUGUGAAGCUAUCUGCAAGUUAGGAUUGAAGGCUAAGAUUCUUACUCACAUCAGAUGUCAUAUGGAUGAUGCAAGAAUCGCUGUUCAAACUGGUGUUGAUGGAGUUGACGUCGUCAUCGGUACCUCAUCUUACCUCAUGGAACAUUCCCACGGCAAGGAUAUGACCUACAUCAAGAAUACCGCCAUUGAAGUUAUCGAAUUCGUCAAGUCACACAACAUCGAAAUCCGAUUCUCUUCCGAAGAUUCCUUCCGAUCAAACCUUGUCGAUCUCCUCUCGAUUUACUCUACUGUCGAUAAGAUUGGUGUUAACCGUGUUGGUAUUGCCGAUACUGUUGGAUGCGCUUCUCCAAGACAAGUUUAUGAUUUGAUCAGAACUCUUCGCGGUGUUGUCAGCUGUGAUAUCGAAACACAUUUCCACAACGAUACCGGUUGCGCAAUCGCAAACGCAUACUGUGCUUUGGAGGCCGGUGCCACUCACAUUGAUACCUCAGUUUUGGGUAUCGGUGAGAGAAAUGGUAUUACUCCUCUUGGUGGAUUGAUGGCUCGUAUGAUUGUCGCAGAUCGUGAUUACGUUAUGGGCAAAUACAAGCUUCACAAGCUCAAGGAUAUUGAGGAUUUGGUUGCACAAGCCGUUGAGGUCAACAUCCCUUUCAACAAUUACAUCACUGGUUUCAGUGCUUUCACUCACAAGGCUGGUAUUCACGCCAAGGCUAUUCUCAACAACCCAUCUACCUACGAAAUCAUCAACCCAGCCGAUUUCGGUAUGACCAGAUACGUUCACUUCGCAUCUAGACUUACUGGAUGGAACGCCAUCAAGUCUCGUGCCAAUCAAUUGAACAUCGAAAUGACCGAUGCACAAUACAAAGAGUGUACCGCCAAGAUCAAGGCUCUCGCAGAUAUUCGAUCCAUCGCAGUUGAUGAUGCAGAUUCAAUCAUUCGUGCUUUCCACAGACAAACCAAGACUGGUAAGGCUGUGGAACUUUUACCAAACUUGACUGAAGAUGAGAAGGCUUUAUUGGCCAAGAAGGAUUCUGAGAUUAGUGGAGUGCCUGAGAAGCGCAAGUUAGAUGAGGUUGCAGAGAGUCAAGCUAAGAAGGCAAGAAAUGAAGUUUCCGCCUAA